Molecule: messenger RNA, 1368 nt
Organism: Xiphophorus couchianus (Monterrey platyfish)
Lineage: Eukaryota; Metazoa; Chordata; Actinopteri; Cyprinodontiformes; Poeciliidae
Gene: nedd8
Product: NEDD8 ubiquitin like modifier
Exons: 4
Coding region: 223-474 (83 amino acids)
Molecular function (GO): protein binding
Source: RefSeq, a predicted model, not a curated record
GUGAAGCGGAACAGUGUUGCUCUCACAAGCGGUGGCGGGGGAUUUAAUUAAAAAAACACACAGGAAACAACCUCUGGAUUUCUAGAACAAUUAUUCUCCGACACAGAGGCUGAAAAAUCAUUUAUUUACAGCCACAGCAGGUUAAACAAUAAAUCCUGUUAGCAGACUGCUCGUUAAAUUAUUACAUCUGUGUAUAUUUAUUCCAAAAAUCACCCAACAAAGAUGUUGAUUAAAGUGAAGACUCUCACUGGCAAGGAGAUAGAGAUUGACAUAGAGCCCACAGAUAAGGUGGAGCGAAUUAAAGAAAGAGUGGAGGAGAAAGAGGGGAUCCCUCCCCAGCAACAGAGGUUGAUCUACAGUGGAAAACAGAUGAACGACGAGAAAACGGCCGCAGACUACAAGAUCCAGGGCGGCUCCGUCCUUCACCUGGUGCUCGCCCUCAGAGGAGGCCGCCCGCUCUGCUCCACGUUUUAACCUCUGGCGCAACAACAAGCUCAAACUGACACGACGCCUUCAAAGAUCACAGCGCUACUGGAAGCGGUCGCACAAUUACCUGGUGACACUGAAGGCACCACAGAGUCAUCGACUGAGUCGAACCAGUUUCUGCUUUCCAUCUCCAGCUCCUCACAGCCUUUCGUGUGUUUUGUUGCCAAAGCCGUGUGCGCAGAUGAUAAAUUCUUUAGCUUUGGAUUAACACUUGACUGAUUAGCUAUUAAGAAAAAAACCCACUAUUCAGUCGUCCUUUUGUCACUCUGUGCAAGUAAUGUUUGUGAUGGAGCAGAAGAUGUCUGCUACGCCUGAAAUUAAUGAGACGACUGUAAUUUAAAGCUGGAUAAGGGAUGUCAAUCCUUGUAGAGUUAGAUCGUCACAAAGUAUCGCACAGGGUUUGACUGAGCUCUUAUGAAGCAUUGAUGUAGCAGAGUAAGUGUGAGAAGACUAGCUUUAAUAACAGGACUAACCCUAGACUACACAGGAACCAUUGUUGGGUUUGGUUCAGCUUUUUUUUUUGUCUUUAUCCACUUCAGACAAUCUUAUUCUUGCUUUGUCUAGUUCUGUUUCAGAACAAAAAUACUCUGCAGAACACGUAUUUUUCUCUUAUAAUGGAGAAAAGGGCAAGUAAAGAACAUUACCAUGAUGGUCAAGAGUCGGCACGACUAUCAUGAACCUCAUGGCUUUUUUUUUUUUUUUUCCCACCUGCGUGACAGAUUGAUUUAACAAGUUCAUGGAUAAUUUGAACUUACUCCGAUUCAUGAAGAAGUAGUUUGUUUACUUUUCUUAUCGCUGUGUCAGCACCUGUAAUACCCUGUGCUUGUGUUCAGUGUCCUUUCAAACGUAUGACUUUGUGAAAUAAAACAGAUUCUGUGAAGG